UACACAUCAAUUUUGAUGAUUUAGAAUAUUAGAUUAAUUCGAUUUGAGUGUUUUUAAUUAAGAUAUAACAUUGUUAUUCAACAAUUUUAUAGCUAAUUAAGCUUAAUCUCCUAUUAGUAGUUUAUUCCGGCCUAUUUCUAAGCUAUCAAAAUGUUGGUUCUAGUCCUGGGCGACUUACACAUCCCGCACCGCACCGCCAGCCUCCCGCCCAAGUUCAAGAAGCUGCUACUACCAGGUCGCAUUCAGCACAUCCUGUGUACAGGCAACCUCUGUACCAAGGAGUCCUAUGACUAUUUGAAGACGCUGGCCAGUGAUGUGCAUGUGGUUAGAGGAGAUUUUGAUGAGAACUCCACCUACCCAGAACAAAAAGUCAUAACUGUUGGCCAGUUCCGCAUUGGCCUGGUGCAUGGACACCAGGUUGUCCCCUGGGGCGACGAAGAAUCCCUCGCACUGGUGCAGAGGCAGCUAGAUGUAGACAUCCUGAUUUCUGGACACACACACCGGUUCGAGGCGUACGAGCAUGAGAACAAGUUUUAUAUCAAUCCUGGGUCCGCUACUGGAGCUUACAGUCCACUGUUCAGGAGUCCGACGCCGUCAUUCGUGCUAAUGGACAUCCAGAGCUCCACCGUGGUCACAUAUGUGUACAAGCUGCUUGGCGACGAGGUGAAGGUUGAGAGAAUCGAGUAUAAGAAGGCGUAGUCUACAUAUAAAUAAGUAUAGAUCUAUUAUACCCUCCUGACGACAGGGUUUCAAUAUUUGCCAGCUUAAAUUUAACUCUGUUAAGUUGACAAAGAGUCAAAAUUUAAUUGGGGCCUAUGUCCUACGUGUAGGCCUAAGCGCUGGCGGCCUAGCGGUAAGAGCGUGCGACUUGCAAUCCGGAGGUCGCGGGUUCAAACCCCGGCUCGUACCAAUAAGUUUUUCGGAACUGAUGUACGAAAUAUCAUUUGAUAUUUAUACCAGUCGCUUUUCGGUGAAGGAAAACAUCGUGAGGAAACCGGACUAAUCCCAACAAGGCCUAGUUUCCCGUCUGGGUUGGAAGGUCUGAUGGCAGUCGCUUUCGUAAAAACUAGUGCCUACGCCAAUUCUUGGGAUUAGUUGCCAACCGGAGCCCAGGCUCCCAUGAACCGUGGCGAAACUGCCGGGACAACGCAAGGAAGAUGUUGAAGUCCUACGUGUAGGACGCGGGUCGUCAGGAGGAUACAGUGAUAUACAGAAUUAGAAUGAGUAAAAUGACAGGACAUGUUAAAAAUAAUUAUUCGGUAUUCGGUAUAUUUUGCAAUGUUCGUAUUCGGCCGAAUAGUU
Molecule: messenger RNA, 1302 nt
Organism: Cydia strobilella
Lineage: Eukaryota; Metazoa; Arthropoda; Insecta; Lepidoptera; Tortricidae
Gene: Vps29
Product: vacuolar protein sorting-associated protein 29
Exons: 4
Coding region: 151-699 (182 amino acids)
Biological process (GO): intracellular protein transport; retrograde transport, endosome to Golgi
Cellular component (GO): endosome; retromer complex
Source: RefSeq, a predicted model, not a curated record